Molecule: messenger RNA, 1840 nt
Organism: Bombina bombina (fire-bellied toad)
Lineage: Eukaryota; Metazoa; Chordata; Amphibia; Anura; Bombinatoridae
Product: cytochrome P450 2D15
Exons: 9
Coding region: 170-1678 (502 amino acids)
Biological process (GO): arachidonate metabolic process; xenobiotic metabolic process
Cellular component (GO): cytoplasm; intracellular membrane-bounded organelle
Molecular function (GO): heme binding; oxidoreductase activity, acting on paired donors, with incorporation or reduction of molecular oxygen, reduced flavin or flavoprotein as one donor, and incorporation of one atom of oxygen; iron ion binding
Source: RefSeq, a predicted model, not a curated record
GGCUUGUCUGCUGAUUGCUACAAACUACAGAACAGUCAGAAGUGUAAAGAUUAACACUGGGGUGUGAGACGGGAAUUACGGCCUUUGUGGUCUUUGUGUGAGCUAACAGGGGAAUUCAUAUUUAUAUUUAUAAUUUCAGGAUUGAACCAGUGAGUGAGUUAACCCAGACAUGGCACUGCUGCAACUGCCUGGCUCCUGGUGCCCUGUGUGGAAUGCCACUCUUAUAGGUCUCGCUUUUCUUCUCCUUGCACUACUCUUUGAUUUCAUGAAAUACAGGAGACGAGGAGCCGGCUCUCCCCCUGGACCAUGCCCACUGCCUUUUGUGGGGAACAUAUUCCUUCUUGAUUUCAAUAACCUCCCUGACAGUUUGUCUAAGCUGAGGGACAAAUACGGGAAUGUAUUCAGCCUGCAGAUGUUUAAAGACCAGGCUGUUGUGGUGAGUGGUUAUGAGGCGGUAAAGGAAGCGCUUGUCACCAAAUCAGAGGACACAGCUGACAGACCCUCUAUUCCCUUCUUUGAACAUCUCGGCUUUGAUAACGGCAUUGCGUUCACACGAUACAAUCGUGAAUGGAAAGAACGGAGGAGAUUUGCGCUGUCUACUUUAAGGGACUUUGGGAUGGGGAAGAAAUCAAUUGCAGAGCGAGUACGUGAGGAGGCUGGAUAUCUGUGCUCUGCUUUCCGUGCAACAGAAGGUCAACCCUUUGACCCCUACCUGCUUGUUUAUAAUGCUGUCAGCAACGUCAUCUGCUCCAUUGUCUUUGGGGAUCGUUUUGAUUAUGAUGAUGAGAAAUUUCAGAGGAUGAUUCUCCUCUCCAGACAGAUAUCUGAAUUAGAAACUGGAAUUUCUGCACAGAUGCUUAACAUCUUCCCCUGGCUCAUGAAGAUUCCUGGUCCUCACCAAAAACUGUUUGUUGCUCAAAACAAUUAUCUUGACUUUCUCCGAUCGAUUAUCAAGGAACAUAAAGACACAUGGGAUCCUAAUAUCAGAAGGGACUUUAUUGAUGCCUUUCUAGAGGAAAUUGAUAAAUCUGAGGUUGAAACCCAAACCAGUUUCAAUGAGACCACUCUUCUCUUCACGACUGCUGACCUCUUUACAGCUGGGACAGAGACAACAUCUACCACCAUACGAUGGUCACUGCUUUAUAUGCUCCUCAAUCCUCACAUUCAGAAGCGGGUUCAUGAAGAAAUUGAUAACGUUAUCGGUCGCAAUAGGUUACCCACAAUGGAAGAUCAACCAAACAUGCCCUUCACCAAUGCCGUUAUCCAUGAAACCCAACGCCAAGGGAACAUCUUGCCAUUGGCUCUGUUCCACAUGGCUUAUAAAGACACCAGCAUCCAAGGCUUUAACAUCACCAAGGGUACAACAAUCAUCCCAAACCUGACGUCUGUCCUUAAGGAUGAGACCAUCUGGGAGAAGCCAUAUCAAUUCUAUCCAGAGCAUUUCCUGGAUGCACAAGGGCAUUUUGUGAAAAGAGAAGCGCUUAUUCCGUUUUCUGCUGGCCGGCGCAUAUGUGUGGGUGAGCAAUUAGCCAAAAUGGACCUUUUCCUCUUGUUUACAUCCCUCCUGCAACAAUUCAACUUCUCCAUUCCCAGCAAGGAGCCAAGGCCACGGGAAGACCCUGUGUACACAUUUAGCCUCAGUCCUGCACCCUUCCGUAUCUGCGCUGAGCAGCGCUAAUGCCAGAUGGGCACGGGCAGGAUCAGUGCGUCAUUUGGCCUUCAGGAUGGUGGUGGGAUAAUCACGUGAAAGCAAAGAGCAUUAAUGUUCCCUGUCAGGAAACCAAUUGUAUUAACAAAACUUCCUGCUUUUUGUCACAAUAAAAUUCUACAUUUAGCAACA